AUGCAAUACCAGAGGUAUAGAGACUGGACUGAGCACCAGGUGCUACUCGAUGCCGAUGAAUUCAUUACCAAAUAUGAGCUCCACGACCUUCGUGAUAUUCUGAGGAAGGGCGCUCUUCUUGCUCACGACCCAACCAAUGCGUCCUACGCUGAGGGACUGACGAGAGAGCCGCCCAUUCUCGCUAACACCAUUGCUGCUCGGCCGUCCUCGAUUCAACGCGUGCUACAGUGUGUGCUCUUUGUGGUGGCGGCUGGGGCUUGUGGAAUGAUGGCACCAGGAUAUCUUAUUGAUGAAUACGACCCUGACUCCAUACAAUGGAUCUACGUGAUGCCAUAUCUGGCCGGCUGUAUAUUUACCGCCCUGCUAAGCCGAUUUUUGACCUCGCACAAAAUCAUGCUCGCUUUUGGGGUUAUCGGCCUCAUCCGGCCCCUAGUUGAAGCCCUCUGUCUUGGAUAUUAUAGUAGAAUGCAGGUAUUUGUCUAUAAAUCAUCGUUUAUUGGUUUAGGGGCAGUCCAGACGUGUACAGCACCUAUCUAUUUGGCCGAGAUAAGCGAACCCUGGCUACGAAAUUAUCUGAUAUCGGCGUGGAUUGCAAUUGUAUCAAUGAUCAGCACCCUGGGAAGCCGCCUGGAAAGCACGACUCCUUUGACCUUAGUAUCACCUCUUCUAUUUCUGGCCACAAUGAUGACGUCUUGGGAGUCGCCGUACCCGCUCAUCUCCAGAGGCCAAAUGCGUCAUGCAUACAGAUCGCUACGCUCACUUCGACCCAGUGACCUUGCUGCUGCUCGGGAUCUGUUCCGGAUUCAUCAUCACCUCGAGAUAAACGGCCAGGGUGUGCGCCAAAGAAUCUCGUCUUGGAGGCCCUUAUGCAGCAUCCAGACAUGCCGAGCGCUAUUACGCCUCUUUGUGUUUUUGCUGGCGUUUGUCUUGAUGCGAUUCCAAUACGACUCUCAGGUCGGGAUGUUGGUCCAAAUGACUCUAGAUCAGAGACUGUUCUCCUUCCCCUUCGCUCUAAUCUUCAUCUUCUUCGUCAUGCGUGCAAUGAAGAAAUUCGGCCUCCGAAGCGUCUUCGUUGGGACCAUCCUGCUAGAUCUGGUCACGAUAUGGGUGCUGAACCUGCGGAACAUGUGGGAUGUAUUAGGCUCUGAACCUGCCGGUCUUGUUCCGCAGGUCAUGUGGAAGACAGCGCUGGUUACUAUGUCGGUGGGAAGCUUCUCCCCUGAACAUCGCGAGUUCGGAGUCUCGGUGAUGUCGUUAUUCUUCUACGGCAGUAUCCUGCUCGUAGAAUUGCUUGCUAAAGCACAUGUCUACUCUAUUUCCAAUCGCCUAUUCGGUGUUCUGGACGUGGCUGCUUUGAUCCUCGUCACUAUGUUCACAAUCGAUAUAUCGGCAUUCAGCCUGGAAGAGAUCCAAACCAAGGUCGCGAUGCCUUUGGACAAGGUUGCUUCUUAUCGCGUCCGUGUCGAGCUUCCUUAUCUAUUUAAUCGCUACUGCUUGCGAAGGGACGUGGAGCUUGUCCCGCUCGACGAGUAUCAUCCUUGUUUCGACGAGAUAGCUCUGGGUGAGGCUUGA
Messenger RNA from Aspergillus melleus, 1572 nucleotides. RefSeq lists its product as uncharacterized. NCBI's taxonomy places the organism in Eukaryota, Fungi, Ascomycota, Eurotiomycetes, Eurotiales, Aspergillaceae. The transcript is spliced from 7 exons. Bases 1 to 1572 code for a protein of 523 amino acids. The record is from RefSeq and is a predicted model, not a curated record.